Porites evermanni is the source of this 505-nucleotide messenger RNA. NCBI's taxonomy places the organism in Eukaryota, Metazoa, Cnidaria, Anthozoa, Scleractinia, Poritidae. The record is from the annotation of a GenBank genome assembly.
AUGCACAUAACCGACAGAGUAGGGCGUACAACCGACAGAGUAGUGCGUACAACUGACAGAGUAACGUACACAACCGACAGAGUAGUGCGUACAACCGACAAAGUAGUGUACAUAACCGACAAAGGAAUGUACACAAUCGACAGAUUAGUGCGUACAACAGACAGAGUAGUGCGUACAACCGACAAAGUAAUGUACAUAACCGACAGAGUAAUGUACACAACCGACGGAGUAGUGCGUACAACCGAGAGAGUAAAUCUUUGCAACCGACAGGGUAGUACGUACAACCGACAGAGUAAUGCACAUAACCGACAGAGUAGGGCGUACAACCGACAGAGUAGUGCGUACAACUGACAGAGUAGUGCGUACAGCUGACAGAGUAGUGCGUACAACCGACAAAGUAAUGUACAUAACCGACAGAGGAAUGUACACAACCGACAGAUUAGUGCGUACAACAGACAGAGUAGUGCGUACAACCGACAAAGUAAUGUACAUAACCGACAGAGUA